UGAAAAUCCAGUAAGCUGCUUCCAUGAGCUCACAGAGCACAGCAUAUUCUGUGAAUAAUACUUUUGUGUAUCCGGAAAUGUUUUACAUAAGUGGUUUACAAGACAUGCCCUUUGCCAACUGUUUUUAUAUUUUUUUAUUUAUUAUGUAUAUUGUUACACUGCUUUGUAAUAUUUUUGUUAUCGUAUUAAUAUAUUCUGAGCAAAGUCUUCACAAUCCCAAAUAUCUUGCUGUUAGUCAUUUAGCCUUUGUUGAUUUAUGUUCAACUACAGCCAUCAUUCCUAAACUAAUAGAAAUGUUUCUUUUUACCUCCAAUUUUAUAACAUAUAAAGCGUGUUUGGCUAACAUGUUUUUUGUUCAUUGUUUUAAUGCAGUACAAUCACUUUCACUGGUGAUAUUAGCUUAUGACAGAUUUCUUGCCAUAUGCUUCCCUUUACAAUAUCACAGCAUUAAUACUAAUAGCAGGAUGAUAAUAAUUAUAUUCUCAGCUUGGAUGUUUUCUGCUGUUACAUUGUCUAUAAUGGUCCUCCUGAUUACCAGACUCAGCUUCUGCAGGUCCACGGUAGUACAGAGUUAUUUCUGUGAUCAUGGACCUGUAUACCGCUUGGCCUGCAAUGAUUUUUAUCUAAACUACAUAAUGACGUUUCUUAUCACCGCACUGCUGGUUUUUGUACCCCUGACACUCAUUCUCUCCUCAUAUGUAGCCAUUGGAUUUGCAUUGUCAAAAAUUACAACAGCAGAAGGAAGGCAGAAAGCGUUUAAAACCUGCACGUCACACAUCAUCUUGGUGACAAUGUUUUAUCUUCCAUUGGCAGUUAUAUAUGUGGCAGCUCCACUAUUCAGUUUUCAUCCCAAUGUAAGAAUUGUAAGUAAUUCAUUGUCUGAAAUAAUUCCACCAAUGAUGAAUCCCAUAAUUUAUACACUAAAAACUGAUGAGAUGAUGGAGUCAAUCAAAAAACUUUUUAUAAGAAUACAAGACAAGGACAGAAAAAUAUAAAUUAUCAAGGCUCUAGGAUGAUAACUGUGUUAUUACGUCAAGUAAUGCUAGGUAAAUAAAAUAUAAAAUAAUACCAAAAUAUCUCAUCUUCAUUUUAUUAUAAUGAUUCCUAAAUGUGUACAUUUUACUUUAUUGUUGUCAACAUUGAAAGUAGAAUUUUGUUAUUAUUUAGUAACUGGCUUCUGUUGCAGUUUUGAAUUUGUGGAAAUUUCUGAACACUUUUUGUCAAUUUUGUUCUCUCCACAGCAAAAGAAAUCUGCUGUCCACUUCUUAAUGUUUGUGGAUACCCAAAAAUUAAUGAUUAGU
Messenger RNA from Erpetoichthys calabaricus (reedfish), 1301 nucleotides. RefSeq names its product olfactory receptor 1496-like. The record is from RefSeq and is a predicted model, not a curated record. NCBI's taxonomy places the organism in Eukaryota, Metazoa, Chordata, Cladistia, Polypteriformes, Polypteridae. Gene Ontology annotation, cellular component: membrane. The coding region runs from base 24 to 995 and encodes 323 amino acids. The transcript has a single exon. Gene Ontology annotation, molecular function: G protein-coupled receptor activity; olfactory receptor activity. Gene Ontology annotation, biological process: G protein-coupled receptor signaling pathway.